This is a messenger RNA of Bicyclus anynana (squinting bush brown), 1362 nucleotides long. RefSeq lists its product as uncharacterized. Lineage: Eukaryota; Metazoa; Arthropoda; Insecta; Lepidoptera; Nymphalidae. Bases 300 to 1361 code for a protein of 353 amino acids. The record is from RefSeq and is a predicted model, not a curated record. The transcript has a single exon.
AAAUACUCAAUGAUUAUUGUAAAACUAGCGGACCCCCGCGACUUCGUUCGCGUGGCGACGUUUAGUUUUUCACAAAUCCCUCGGGAACCAUGGAUUUUUCUAGGAUAAAAAGUAGCUUAUGUGUUAAUCCAGGCUAUAAUAUAUCUCAAUACCAAAUUUCAGCUAAUUCGGUUCAGUAGUCCAGGCAUGAAAGAGUAAUAAACAUUCAUAUCAUCAAAAUUCACUUCAUUUCAUUCAUUCACGUUCGGGAGUCGCCGCAAGACAGUCGCGUUGUGUGUUGUGUAAGCGAAUUGUGAGUCAUGAAGAUCUGUGAAGGCUGCUCUAAGCAAAUAAAGGAUUUUGCUUUGGUGUGCUGUAAGUGUAAAAAGUGCUACCACGCAAGGUGUUUAAAUAUCAACACGGCACAGUUAAACAAAAUUAAGAGGUGUUCCAACUGGACCUGCCCAGCGUGUCCCACUAAAGCAGUAAGACACGAUGAUACGCCUGUGAAGGGCGGUGUGGAGCCGGAGGAGGAUACUAGUGGCUCAGAUGCGGAAUCAGAUGACCGCGCUUCCAAUCCUCGCAGUUGUGGUGCCUUAACACCUACAAUUAUGGUCACGGACUCGCACCCAGCGGACACGAACUCAUUAUUUAAUACAAUAUCUCUGCAGAUGUCGGUCUUGCAGAACAAAAUGACAACGUUGGAGACAAUAAAAAAUGAGUUGGCCAACAUUAAGACGGACAUCGCAGAUAUAAAAAACAACAUAUCUACAAGAAUCGACGAGAUGGAAAACAGAGUUUUGGAGGUAGAAACAAAACUAGCUACAUUGAGUGACUUACAAAACGAACUUAUUACACUGAAAGAGAAGGUUAAUUGUAUGUUAGAAAAUAAUAUUAAAAACGAUCAAUGGGUGCGUCGCUCAAAUAUCCAAAUAAAUGGCAUCCCACAUAAAAAAGAUGAAAAUCUUAUUAAGGUGAUUGCUAACUUAGCUGAGAAGUGUGGUUAUUCGUUGGACCCAAAAACAGAUAUUGACUUUGUCACUCGGGUUGCAGUCAAAAACGAUGUCGAUAGCUCAUACCCUAAGCCAAUUAUUGUGAAACUUUUGUCUAGGUACAAAAAAGAUGAUUUAUUAUCGUGUUUGCGACGUUUGAAAGAUUUGAAGGCUUCUGAUGUUGGCUUCCCUGGUAACCAAAAUCGCGUUUACAUCAACGACCACCUGUCUAGCUAUAAUAAAAUGUUAUUACAAAAGGCUAAACUUAUGGCAAAAGAAAAAAAAUACUCCUACUGUUGGGUACGUAAUUGCACGGUUAUGGUUCGACAAAACGACAAUUCAAAAAUUAUACAUAUAACAUCAGAAGAAUCUUUAAAAAAAAUUGUCUAGG